AUACAAUAUAAAUUGUGAAUUUGAGUCAGAUCAGAUAACCCCCUACUGAUGAGCCAAAUAUAUAAAGUUAGUUCGAGAAAUUUGUUAAACAUGAGGCCGGAAAUUUUAUAAUUUUAAAAAAUGGGUGGACACGGUGGCUUGAACAUACUUCCACAGAAAAAGUGGAAUGUUUACAGGCACGACCGGCAGUACCAGGUCAAAUUCGACGAACAUCGGGAUAUAGAAAAAAAGCUCAACGAUAAAGAGAAAUUAAAGAGGGAAAGGUUAAGUGAUUCCUUGGUAGAAUUAAGGAGAAGGGCACAGGAUACUCAAAACAGAGAUGUUGAUGUAGAAACUGAGCUUAAAGUUGAGGAUAGAAGUGGGUUUAAGGUUAAAAGGUUAAAAAGAGAUAAAAAUAAACAUAAAGAUAAAGGAGAUGAAUUUAAAAGUGAAAAAAGUGAUUUAUUCCCUGAAUUAAAUGAAGAUAUAAAGAAGGAAGAUGGGAAGAAAAAAACGGGGCACAUUAAUUUUUUCGAAAAGGAGGAAAGAGAAGCUGAAGAGGCGAGUAUUAGGAGAAGAGAACACUUAAUUAAAAGUGGUCAUUACAUUUAUAACUCUGAUUUUAAGGGGCCGAGAAAGGUUAACGUUUACGUAGACGAAGAGAAUGCAAAAGUCACACCAGAUUUUAAAAAACAACAAACACCUUGGUAUAUGAAGCCGAAACCUCCGGAUUCUAAUGAUUUUAAUGAGGUUUCUUACACUGAGUAUUCCCAGUUAGGGAGAGAAUCUAAAAAUAAACAGCGUAAAACUAAGGAGGAAUUACGUAGUGAAAGAUUAUCCAGAGAAUCUUCCGAAAGAGAAAGAGCUUUAGCGCUUUUAAAAUCCAAAUAAUAUAUUUUAAAUUUUA
Theileria parva strain Muguga is the source of this 886-nucleotide messenger RNA. RefSeq lists its product as uncharacterized. The transcript has a single exon. The record is from RefSeq and is a predicted model, not a curated record. NCBI's taxonomy places the organism in Eukaryota, Apicomplexa, Aconoidasida, Piroplasmida, Theileriidae. The coding region runs from base 121 to 870 and encodes 249 amino acids.